This is a messenger RNA of Pangasianodon hypophthalmus (striped catfish), 4672 nucleotides long. RefSeq names its product ankyrin repeat domain 28b (gene ankrd28b). The coding region runs from base 196 to 3351 and encodes 1051 amino acids. NCBI's taxonomy places the organism in Eukaryota, Metazoa, Chordata, Actinopteri, Siluriformes, Pangasiidae. Gene Ontology annotation, molecular function: protein binding. The transcript is spliced from 28 exons. The record is from RefSeq and is a predicted model, not a curated record.
UCACCUCUCCUCUUUUUGCAGCGCCGUAGUGGCGGUAAUGUUAUGGAGUUUUCUUACCCCUGUGCUUUAGUAGCUAACUAAAGGAAAUGUCUGACCUGGUGGAAGUUUUAAAGUUACACGGAUAACGAUUGUCAGCGUUGAGGAGUUGGAGAAAGAAGCUAUUGUUUGCCUGAGAGCCUUAAAGACCGUCGGAAAAUGGUGGUUCUCAAAAUUAGAGACCAGCCUCCCCUCCUAAAAGCUAUUUUCAACGUUGACCCUGAUGAAGUACGGUCCCUCAUAUUCAAGAAAGAGGAUGUAAAUGCGCAAGAUAAUGAGAAAAGGACUCCGCUUCACGCUGCUGCCUACCUAGGAGAUGCUGAAAUCAUAGAGCUCCUGAUUUUAUCAGGGGCGAGAGUAAAUGCCAAAGACAAUAAGUGGUUGACUCCUCUGCAUCGAGCAGUAGCCUCAUGCAGUGAGGAGGCAGUGCAGGUGCUAUUGAAGCACUCUGCCGAUGUGAACGCACGGGAUAAGAACUGGCAGACGCCACUGCACGUAGCCGCAGCUAACAAAGCAGUGCGCUGUGCUGAGGCACUGGUGCCUUUGUUGAGCAAUGUGAAUGUGUCAGACCGAGCAGGCCGCACAGCGCUGCACCAUGCUGCCUUCAGUGGCCAUCUUGAGAUGGUAAGAUUACUGCUGUCCAGAGGAGCGAACAUUAAUGCGUUUGAUAAAAAGGACCGGCGGGCAAUCCACUGGGCCGCAUACAUGGGUCAUUUGGAGGUGGUGAAGCUGUUAGUGUCUCAUGGUGCUGAGGUGACGUGUAAAGAUAAGAAGGCCUAUACACCUCUGCAUGCAGCAGCCUCUAGUGGGAUGAUUAGCGUGGUCAAAUACCUGUUAGACCUGGGAGUGGAUAUCAAUGAGCCGAAUGCAUACGGGAACACACCACUGCACGUGGCCUGCUAUAAUGGGCAGGAUGUGGUGGUGAACGAGCUGAUAGAAUGUGGGGCCAAUGUCAACCAGGUGAACGAGAAGGGUUUCGCACCUCUGCACUUCACUGCUGCCUCACGGCACGGUGCACUCUGUCUCGAGCUGCUCGUAGGAAAUGGAGCCGACGUCAACAUCAAGAGCAAAGAUGGGAAAACUCCCUUGCACAUGACUGCAAUCCAUGGGAGGUUCUCUCGUUCGCAAGCAAUCAUUCAAAAUGGUGCUGAGAUAGACUGUGAAGAUAAAAAUGGCAACACACCCCUACAUAUUGCAGCACGAUAUGGACAUGAGCUCCUCAUCAACACGCUCAUUACCAACGGAGCAGACACCUCAAAGCGGGGUGUCCAUGGCAUGUUUCCUCUGCAUUUAGCCGCUCUUAGUGGCUUCUCAGACUGCUGCCGUAAACUACUGUCCUCUGGCUUUGAUAUAGACACUCCUGAUGACUUCGGAAGGACCUGUUUACAUGCUGCAGCAGCUGGAGGGAAUCUGGACUGUCUCAAUCUUCUCCUCAAUACAGGGGCAGAUUUUAACAAGAAAGACAAUUUUGGGAGGACGCCAUUGCACUAUGCAGCUGCAAACUGUAACUAUCAGUGCCUAUUUGCUAUGGUGGGUUCAGGAGCCAGCGUCAAUGACCUGGACAAAAGGGGCUGCACUCCCCUGCACUACGCUGCCGCUUCUGACUCUGAUGGAAAGUGCCUGGAGUAUUUGCUGAGGAACGAUGCUAACCCAGGGAUCCGAGACAAUCAGGGUUAUAAUGCGGUGCACUACGCAUCUGCAUAUGGACACCGGCUGUGUCUGGAGCUGAUUGCAAGCGAAACCCCUUUAGAUGUGCUAAUGGAGACCUCAGGGACUGACAUCCUCAAUGAUUCUGAUGUUCGAGCUCCGGUUAGCCCACUGCAUCUCUCUGCAUAUCACGGGCAUCACCAGGCCCUCGAGGUGCUCGUGCAGUCUCUGCUGGAUCUAGAUGUGAGGACGGCGCAGGGCCACACACCGCUGGACCUGGCUGCUUUUAAAGGCCACGUGGAGUGUGUGGAUGUUCUUAUCAACCAAGGAGCCUCCAUCCUUGUCAAGGACUACACUCACAAACGCACUCCCAUCCAUGCAGCAGCCACAAACGGCCACUCUGACUGUCUGCGUUUAUUGAUUGGAAAUGCUGACAUACAGAGCGCAGUUGACAUUCAGGAUGGCAUUGGGCAGACACCUCUGAUGUUGGCUGUGUUGAGUGGUCACACAGACUGCGUGUAUUCUUUGCUCAAUAAAGGAGCCAAUGUAGAAGCCAAAGACAAGUGGGGCCGCACCGCAUUACACAGAGGGGCAGUGACGGGGCAUGAAGAGUGUGUGGAGGCCUUGCUGCAGCACAAUGCCAGUUUCAUGGUGCGGGACUGUAGAGGCCGUUCUCCUGUACAUUUGGCUGCUGCCUGUGGCCACGUGGGGGUUUUGGGUGGCCUGCUACAUGCAGCUCAGUCUUUGGAUUCCAUCCCUGUCAUCACAGACCACCAGGGAUACACACCUCUGCAUUGGGCCUGUUACAAUGGUCAUGACACAUGUGUUGAAGUGCUGCUGGAACAGGAGCUGUUCCACAAAGCAGAGGGCAACUCCUUCAGCCCACUUCAUUGUGCCGUGAUAAACGACAAUGAGGGAGCAGCAGAAAUGUUGAUUGACACAUUGGGUCCUAUGAUUGUCAAUGUUGCUGACUCUAAAAACAGGACUCCACUCCAUGCUGCCGCGUUCACUGAUCAUGUGGAGUGUCUGCAACUUCUGCUAGCUCACAACGCCCAGGUGAAUUGUGUCGACUCUGGUGGCAAAACCCCUCUCAUGAUGGCUGCUGAAAACGGACAGACAAACGCCGUGGAACUGUUGGUGAGCAGUGCAAAAGCAGACAUGACCUUGCAGGAUGCCAAUAAAAACACUGCACUACACCUGGCCUGCAGUAAGGGACAUGAGACCAGUGCCUUGUUGAUUUUAGAGAAGAUCACGGACAGAAAUCUCAUCAACUCCACCAACGCAGCUUUACAAACGCCGCUGCACGUGGCUGCCAGAAACGGACUGACGGUUGUGGUACAGGAGCUGCUGGCCAAGGGUGCAAGCGUGCUAGCUGUUGAUGAAAAUGGUUACACGCCUGCCCUGGCCUGUGCCCCCAAUAAAGACGUGGCAGACUGCCUGGCUCUCAUCCUAGCCACCAUGAUGCCUGUGUCUCCCAGCAGUGGCUCUGUGCCCAGCCUGCCAUUCAGUACCAUCAACCACUACACUAGCCCAGCCAAGAGCGCCACAUUCGACAGCUUGCCCAUGCUGCGCAGCGGACACAGCUCCUACUGCAGCUUCAACAGCAUCGGGCACCACGGCUUCUACAAAGACGACGAGCUCAAUGAUUCCGACUCGGAGACAUACUGAGAGGGAGAGGGAGGAUGAGAAGUUACAUCCUGUCUUAAUCACGUGGAGGCAGCUUUAUCCUAGCAGCUGGCCACUGCGCAGAGCCUUAAGUCUCUCUCCCACACACACACACACACACACACACACAUAGACACACUUACAAACACAUGGCCCCAAGCCCCUCUCUCCAUCUGCCUUGACCUCAACCAGCACCUUUCAGCAGAUACCUCAGCGUACCUUCUGCUUCUCUCGUCCAAUGGCUUGCCUCUGAAUUGCUCUGGCCAGCCGGAUCAGCCGAGCUGCCUCCCUACAUGGCAAUAAAGUGUAACGAAUCAUCAGCCUGGGGACCAAUAUUUUGUAGGUGUAGUCUGAAACUGAUUUCUUUUCUCUUACGGGAUUAAGCUCUUUUUCAACUGGUUUUUGAAAACGAGGGGAGGUUUUAAAUUGUCCCAUGAGAAGAAGACACGGCUGAUUGUGAAGCUUUCAAAGUGAUCUCUCAUGCACACUUAAUUCCACAAAUGCUACUUUGCAUAGGGGGAAAGAGAUGAUUUAUUUUUUAAAACAGGAUUUUACUACAUGUCUAUGUCCUAUGUCCCUCUGAGUGGGAAAAAAUCAUAGCAUUUUCUUCUAUUUUCAAAUCAUAGAGGGCCAGUGGAGAAAAAUAAAUAUUAGCAUUGUAACGCUAAUGGUAAUGGGCAUGAAGUGCAAGCUAGCCAUUGCUGUCUUCUCUUCGAAAAUAAAUUAUUCUUUUUACCUGUUGUAUUUAUUUUUAGUUUCCACGUUUCAUCAUCUUGUGCCUUCACAUAUUGCUGUGUGGAUGCAGGAAAGUAGGGGCAGUUUGGAGAACAAAACUAUGAUGCACAAAUAAAACACUAUGUUUAUAUUUAAAAAAACAAAAAACCACAAAAAAAAAACAAAACAAAAAGCACUGAAACUGAACUGAAGCAAACAGCUCCCAGCAUGCUUUGCUCUGGAUGAAGAACACUGUGUAAACCAAUGGUAGGACAGCAUCUGGUCUCUUUGUAUGGUGAAACAUGAAUAUUAAUAUGGUAUAUAUUUUCCUGGCUCUUAUCAGUUUUUGGCUUGCUUCGAUUAGCUAAUGAAACCACUUGAUCCUUGGUAUGUCAAAGUUAUUUGUCUUUUCUCACAUGGAUUUUGGAAUGAUUUGAAACUGGAUAUUCAUCUGUUUAAUUUUGUUGGCUGAAUGAAAGUGGAGCAGCGUUACGUUUUUCUAUGCUUUUGUGCAGGAUAGGCAAGAGUCUAGCUAGCCACGCUCCCUACCAUUCAGCACAAGAGGUUCAUGUAUAUUUUAUGGUUGGCUGAAUAAAGAAAUGUGAUUUCA